AUGGAAGGUGUGUAUCCAAACUCACGCAUUCCAUUGUUAGAUUAUUAUUGUCAUUGUGUGGUAGUGGGCAAUCUCGAACAUUUUUGUUUCCAUCGUUGUUACUCCUUUUGUCUGUUUACUGCAUUACUGAACUCGUUCACGCUGCCCUGUUGGUGGCAGCGUUGUUAUUUGUAUUCCCUUGCUUCUGCCUUUGUCUUUGCCUUUUUUUUUCCAUUACCUGUUCCAUUUUCUGCCGUAUCCACAUGGUCCACUGAAGGGAAGAAUCAAAAAGAAGUAUGGAAAGGAAGAGGGAGGAAAACGGACUCAAAGCAGAACAAAAAGGAAAAAAAAGGAAAGAUGAAAAGGAGGAGGAGAAAAUAA
Messenger RNA from Trypanosoma brucei brucei TREU927, 360 nucleotides. RefSeq lists its product as hypothetical. NCBI's taxonomy places the organism in Eukaryota, Euglenozoa, Kinetoplastea, Trypanosomatida, Trypanosomatidae. The record is from RefSeq and is a predicted model, not a curated record. The coding region runs from base 1 to 360 and encodes 119 amino acids. The transcript has a single exon.